Colletotrichum fioriniae is the source of this 1347-nucleotide messenger RNA. The record is from RefSeq and is a predicted model, not a curated record. Lineage: Eukaryota; Fungi; Ascomycota; Sordariomycetes; Glomerellales; Glomerellaceae.
AUGAAGUUUGCACACGAUUUCAAGGAAACGCUUAGGCGCCAAGACUUUCCACCUCAUUGGAUUGAUCAGGCCAUCCCAUAUGGCCAGCUAAAGAAGGUUCUCAAACGUGUCGCCAGGGAACUCAACGAUCUGGGGCUUGACCCCGAGACUCUACGCCAACUUCUCGACCCGGCUAAUGAUUCGCCAUUGGCCGCCAAAUACCGCCUCAACGCUGCCGGGAACUCAAAGUUACUGAGGCCAAAGCUGACUGUCUUGGUGCACAUGCGCGACGGUAAUGCUGUUGACGCAUCGCUGACGCCCGCAUCCCGUUCCCUCAUUGAACGCAUCGCCGCCUUGCAGUCCCACGACCCAACUCAACCGAUCCCGGCCGCAGCUCCCGAGGACCCCGUACCAUCCAAGUCGCCGGUCUCGUCUGCUGAGUCUCUUGCCAAUGCCGAGAUUGAGUUAUCGGGCACCCAGUCUUGCCUCCAGGGCGAAGGCCAAUCGUCGCCAACAGAGCACUAUGAGCGUAUCGAAGUUCCACUUGUCUUCGACAGUGAAUUCUUUGACAUCCUGCAGAGCGAUGUCAACAACUUGGAUGCACUUCAGGCAAAGGAAGAAAAGGCCAUGGUGACGGAGAUCGUUGCCCUGAGACAGGAAAUUUCGCAUCUUACGAAACCCAGUCGCCUCUCCAAGAGCGACCUUGCGAGGUGGCGAGCCAUUUUCGAGCUGUACCUCGACGCCCAGGUCUUCUUCUCAACCAACGAGCAAGACCACGGGUCCCGAACCAGUCAGACGGCUGCGAAGCAACUUCAGUGGUUCCAAGAAGAAAUCACAAAGAGGAAUCUCGUCAAAUCGUUCAAGAUUGCCGAGAGUCGCGAAGCCCUGGUUCGCUUCUUAAGUCUCAACGCCGUCCUCCUCAAAAACUUGCAGUUUCAAGAAAUUAACCAGGUUGCCAUCUACAAAAUUCUGAAGAUCCACUCCGACAAGUUGCUGGCCGGUUCCGUGGCAAAAGACAUUUGCGCCCAAAUGUCUACCGAUUUAGUCUCAGUCGUACCGCAGAUCAGUGAUUAUCUGUGUCCAAUUUGCUUCGCCAUCGCCUAUAGGCCUGUCCGGUUAGCCUGCCAACACAUCUUCUGCAUCCGGUGCAUUGUCAAGAUCCAACGGCGGAAUGAGAAGCACUGCCCUUUGUGCAGAGCAGACACCGUCAUGAAGGCGUCCGCGGAUAAUUUGGAUAUUCAACUAGAGAGAUAUAUGCGCAAGUACUUCCCCAAGGAGGCCAAGGAGAAGCAGCGAGCCAACGAGAUUGAACGAGGCAUUGAGGACUAUGGUCCCGAGUACGUGCACUCUGAAUGCUCUGUUAUGUAG